CAGGUUUUGAACAAAUAAGGCGGAUCCCUUAUUUUUACCAAAAUUCAAUUUCCCGCCCCUCAAAUUUGCCUAAACUUUACUCAAACCAUUUUCUCACACAACAAUAAACUCAUUUCUCUGUACCAAUUCUCUCAAAACAAAGAAAAAAAAAACAACCUUUAUCUUUGAAGCAGCUGCUCUAAAAUAAAAUCAAGAUUCCAUUUUUCAAGACUGUACAUUGAGUUCUACCAAUUUUUCUUGAUUUUGUGUUAAAUUUGUUCUCCAAGGGUUCAUAUUGGAUUAGUGAUUUAAGGAUGGAUGAAGAUAAUGCUAUUGAAAGGCGUAGCAAAAGUCGUCCUGUUUUGGGAAAUAUAACAAAUCAGGUUGGUACUAAAAGACCAUUUUCUUCACUUUUGGGCAAUUCAAGUCUAAAAUCUGUAGAUAGGGGAAGUGAAAAUGUAGGGAGCAAAUUUGUUUUGGUUGAUGACGGAAAUAUUGCCAAACGUGUUUGUGUUGCUCCUCGUCCUUGUAACAAGAUUUCAUCAUCAAAGGUAGAUGUUGUAUCAGGGAUUUCAAAUUUACCAAAUCAAAACCAGGAUCCCAAUUUGUCACGUGUUGAUUCAUCUACUGCUAUCUCCCAAAGUAUAAUAGGAGAUACCAUCGAGAACAAAAGUGCUUGUGCGAGUGCUAUUGAAAAGAAAGAUUUUGAAGCUAUAAAUGAUAAGGAUUGUUUGGCAACUGGGGUGCCGGUGCCAGUGCCAGUGCCAGCAUUGUCCGGAACUGAAGACCAUGAUGCUGUUCCGAGUUGUGAAAUUAACGAGGAUAGCGAGGGUACUGAAAGUGACACAGAUAUAUUUCCUAAUGGCCCUGAUGAACAAGGUCUUGAUAAUCUAGUUAUGAGUCAGACUGGGUCAGUAGACUUUGCAAGAUUGCCAGAGUCACAGGAAUCAAGAGUUAAACUUGACACAUGUGCAGGAACAGAAACUUGUGAGAAUAAUUCAAGUUUAAGUGCUAGCAUUGAGUCAAUCAAAGCUUGCUCUUGUACCUUUUGCACCAAAGCUGCUUAUAUAUGGUUAGACCUCCAUUACCAGGAUACCAAGGGUCGGAUAAGUGCCAUAAAGAAGAGUCAGAGAGAAGCAAGUCUUUUAGUUGAAAGAAGUUGCAAGGGUAAAGAGAUUCAGAAGGAGGAGGGUCCAGAAAAGGAUAUUGAAGCUGCAAAUCUAGAGUCAAGUUUAAUGGGUCACUGGAAGUCUCUCUUUCAACACAUGGAGCAUAUUUUUCAUAACGAAGCUGACCAGCUAGAAGGUAGUUUAGUUACACUGACUGACCUCAAAGAUAGAUGCAAGGCAGACCUGGAUUCGUUCAAUGGGACUUCAGAGAACUGCUAGUUGGUUCCAAAUCUUUUUUCUGUUUAAGGUUGUUACUUCACAUUCUACUAGUUUGUUUGGUGGCUCGUUUUCACAUGAUCUAUUGUACUUGUGAAAUCUUGUAUAACAGUCUGGUUUAUGUAAAGUAGUUUAAAAUGGUGUAACAUUCUUGGUGAUCAUACAUCACAACAGUAUGAGUCAUUAGAUGAGUGCUGCAGUUUUCAUGAUAGUUUGAGGCUAUAUAUCGAUUGCUUUCUUCAAA
Lycium ferocissimum is the source of this 1608-nucleotide messenger RNA. RefSeq lists its product as uncharacterized. The record is from RefSeq and is a predicted model, not a curated record. The transcript is spliced from 5 exons. Lineage: Eukaryota; Viridiplantae; Streptophyta; Magnoliopsida; Solanales; Solanaceae. Bases 294 to 1367 code for a protein of 357 amino acids.